AGCGUCGAUCAAGGGUCAUCCUUAUUGAAUCUGAUCAGGAUCAGCUAGACAUAUCGUCGUCUUCGACAUCCAAGACACCGUCUACAAGGUCGAAGCGAACAUGUCAUGGUCUACGCCCAAAUUGCCAGCCUCGGAAUCCCGCAAAGGCCUCCUCUCAUCGCCCAAGACGCUCUUCGGCACCCCGUCCACGGUGAACAAUCAAGGUCAAUCUCCCGAAGUCGAUCAUCAUCACGACCGGAUGGGCAGUUUCGGACUCGGUCAGGGUGACACGGACGAGGCGGGGAGACGGUCCAGUGUGGGGAGGUCGAAGUUUAGCACGUUUGCUAGUACCAAACGAUCGUUCCCGGAUCACGAGAACGAUUAUCCUAGGGAAGAUGAUACAGACCUCGAUAGGGAUCAGGUACUGCAACCUGACUAUGGACGGGCGAAACAUAUCAGCUCGAUGUUCCAGACGAACCCUAUGCUCAACCUGUAUUCGGACGAUCAGGCGAAUGCGACGGCAGCCGGAAGGGCGCCUUUCGAUUCGCCUAGUUCUCCACCGCACGUAUCUGGGGGUAUAGGUCAAACACCUCGACCGGGCGUAGCUACAGGUGCAGGUGGGCUGGGGGAAGAAGACGAGAUCGACCUCCGACCUCCUCCGAGCGUACAUGAUCCUUAUGUCGCUUCCCAGAAAGCUAGCAUGGAACAACUUCGAAGACGGUUAGAGGCCGAAAGGACUGCGGCGGCGACUUCGACUUUACCUCGACAGGGUCCGGAUGGAGAGGUCGAGGUCGAGGUGGAGAUGAACUCGUCGAUCGCCAUGCAGGAACAACUGGCCAAGAUCUUUGAUCUGCAGAUGCAGUUGGCGGAUAUGCAUGGGGCGAUGGAGGGGAUCAACGAAGUCGUGCGGGAUGAGCAUGAGCAUGAGGACGAGGACGAGGAGAAACCGAAGGAUGAGGGGAAAGAGACGGGGAAAAGUCAAGCGCCGGAGCAGAAGGAUUUGAGCAAAUCGCCGAAAGUCUCGGUCGAUUCCCCUAAGAAAAAGGCUGGACAAGCUGCCUUGUCGCCUAAAUCGGCCAGAAAGGAGCUGGGCGGUGACAAGAGCAAGGGAGACGAUAAAGAGGAAUUGGGCGAUGCUGAAGCGGUCGAUCAACCUGGAGUCAAGAGGGAAAAACAGAUCGGGGAUAUCGUCACCAAGCUAUCAGACCUCUCCGCCCUCUUACACCAGUUCCACUCGAUGCCGCAUCCUAACCUCGAUUCCGCCUUCCCUCCAUCACCAGCUUCGGCCAACUCGGGGACUUUCAAGCAGAACUUUAAUGAUUUGCAGGAGGCUACUAAGGCGAGUGGGCGGUCGCAGGCGGGGAGGGUGAGGGAGAGGGCGCAGGGGGCUGCUUAGCCUUUCGGAAUCUCUUUGCCGUCUGGAAAGAGUGGAUCUGGGAAGCGCCUAUGCGAGCGAAGCCUCACUGUGCUGAGGACGCUUCGACGGCCAGAUGAUAGGUCGUCCCGCAUCGC
This is a messenger RNA of Filobasidium floriforme, 1491 nucleotides long. RefSeq lists its product as uncharacterized. Lineage: Eukaryota; Fungi; Basidiomycota; Tremellomycetes; Filobasidiales; Filobasidiaceae. The record is from RefSeq and is a predicted model, not a curated record. Bases 101 to 1375 code for a protein of 424 amino acids. The transcript is spliced from 2 exons.